Messenger RNA from Maylandia zebra (zebra mbuna), 5358 nucleotides. The record is from RefSeq and is a predicted model, not a curated record. Lineage: Eukaryota; Metazoa; Chordata; Actinopteri; Cichliformes; Cichlidae.
CGCUGUGAUCGUGGGAGUUUCAGUGCUUCCUCCUGAGCAGCAGCUGUUUCAGCCUCAGCGUGAAGCUGAUCCUGAGAGUCCGAGUCGCUCUCAGAGCUCAGGCGGAUGCUGUUGGGUUAAAAUGCGGAGUUUUUAGCGGGACGUUGGCCAGCUCUCUCGACGGUUGAGGUCGACCUUGUCCGGGGGAGCAGCCGCUGAUCACGCCGGGCUGCGGUGCGCGUCCGCCGGACACAGAGACAAGCUCCUCCCGGUGUUCAGUUAUCUUUAAAGUCAGGAUGAUGAAUACUGAUGAUGAUGAUGAUGAUGACGGUGUGAAAUUAUGUAAGAGGCUGCUGGAGAGUGAGCACGCGGAGGAGAGGAGGAGGAGGGUUUAUGUAACACUCCUCCUCAUCCAGCAUCGCUCCGCCGGCCGGCCUCCACCCUGAAGUCCUCCACACAUCCCUGUCUUCUCCUCUCUGAGCUUCUGCAACUUUCUUCUCACCAGAGACUCAAAAGUGUUUCUAUUCGUUUCUCUGAUUUAUGUCUCCGGGAUUUCUCACUUCUGCUGGAGACGCUGAGCUGAUGGAUUCGUGGUCCUGAGAAGGAAAUCGGCAGAAAUCGAACAUGUGCUGAAGAGACCCGAAGACGAACAGACAUGAUCCCUUUAUCUCCCUGAGGAACUGACCAAUCAGUAGUCAGGAUGAUGCCCAAGCAGCAGCUGGCGCAGACGUCUCCGGGGAGUGUGUUGUCGCUCAGAGGCACCAGCGUCCCAGGAUCCCCUGCUGCUGCCAUCGUGGCCAGAGUGGAGGACGGGGUUAUCGGCUAUAAGGACUUGGCAGCCUUACCGAGAGACAAAGCCAUCCUGGACAUCGAGAGACCCGAUCUGAUGAUCUACCAGCCGCACUACAGCUACAGUCCUCUGGAGAGGUCCUUGUCUCCUCGCUCCAUCUCUCCUCCUCCCUCCCCAGAGAAUCUGUCCAAGGAGACAAGGGAGUGGCUCGAGAGCCGAUCACCUGGAGGGUCCUCGCCUGGUUCCACCAUCCCGAGCACCAGAACCCACAGCACACACACCCCGUCAACGCCAAACACACCAACCACACCCAACGCACACUCGUCUGGUACUGUGAAGAGCACCGUGCAGCAUUUCCACAGGCCAGAAAAUGGUACCAACAUCUACAAGAAGCCUCCCAUCUACAAACAGGAUGUGUCGUCCUCUUCGGUCCCUCAGGGGAAACACAUCGAGGAUUUGAUCAUCGAGUCUUCAAAGUUUCCUGCAGCUCAGCCUCCAGACCCGAACCAGCCCUCCAAGAUCGAGACCGACUACUGGCCCUGCCCCCCCUCGCUGGCCGUGAUUGCAGAAAAGGAAUGGAAGAGGAAGGAGCAGAAAGUCGAGGAGGAGGAGGAUGGAGAGCUGGAUGAUGAGCUGUGGGGACUCAGAAAGCUUCAGAAGCAAGAGCUGAACAAGAUUCAGUCUAAUCUGGGCAAAAUCAUCCUGAAGGAGGAGCUGGAGAAGUCUGCAGCGCCUCUGAGGAGGAAAACCCGCUCUUUACCAGAGCGCAGCCACAACGCCGGGUCCAACGCCUCCAGGUCCGUGUAUUUCCCAGCGCCCUCUAAGAGCGGCCUGUCCAGGCUGCGCUCGGCCGAGUUCAGCUCCUCGGAGAAACCUGCUGCAGGGCUUCAGAACGGGGACUCGAGGAUGGACAGAGGGAACUCUCUCCCCAGCAUGCUGGAGCACAAGGUUUAUCCCUACGAGGUGCUGGUGGUGACUCACAGAGGACGCAGCAAACUGCCCCCCGGUGUGGAUCGGACACAGCUGGAGAGGCACCUCUCUCAGGAGGAGUUCUUCAGUGUUUUCGGGAUGUCCAUCGAGCAGUUCGAUCGCCUCUCCCUCUGGAAGAGGAACGACCUGAAAAAAAAGGUCUGUCUCUUCUGAAGCUGCUCGCCUCACAGUCCCACGCUUCCAGCCGGCGGGACGCGGAACCAAACGGACUCCGAGCGCCAUCAUCAGCCGACACCCUCACUUCAGUUUUUAGACACCUCAGGAGGCUUCAGGUUUGCAGAGAAACAUGAGUGCUGCACACAUUAACGUCACCGUUUAUCUGCAAAACGUUAGCGAUGAAGGACGGAGCGAGCACAAAUAAUACAUCACAGAACGAGGACGAGUCUGCGGUCUGUGGCGGUUCGUGAUGGGUCAGCGCUCUCACAAGACCCUCUGAACCCCUGCAUCCCAGCCACAGUCGGACAACCGGCCAACAUUCCUGCUGACUCCGAGCCAGCUCCUGGACUGACGAACAAACCUGUUGCAAUCUUUAUACGAAGAAUUAAUCCUAUUGGCUUAGCCAGCUAUGAUGUCAUAGUGACAGCACUUCUUUCCAGCAUCAAAGAGAAAAACAAGCAGACGGUUUUAUCGCAGUCGCUCGACUUCAGUCAUGACAGACUGAACGCCCUCCUUAAACCUGCGGCCGGCGCACAAACUAACCCAGCGUGGUUUAGUUGAUGAUGUCAGCAUGUCGUUUAAUCACAACAAAAUAUAAAAACCAUCUUUAGACAAUUUUAUUUGACCUUAAAAAACAAAAAGUGGAAGACAUUAAAUAAUAAUAUAAAAGCUCAGCUUGACCUGAGUUCAUAAACAAACACAGUGACUGAUUUUACUGCCCAUCAUAUGAGAACAUGAGGCUAAAAAGUACUAAGAAGCUGCUAAUUAAAGACCAUAAGCUGACUAAAAGGAACAAAUCAUUUCUGCCUCAAGUGGCGAUUACAGGAACUGCAGUUUUCUGUCAACCAAAGAGGCCACGCCCCUAAUAAUACAAACUUUGAAACUUUAAUGAGUUUCUUAAAGUAAUAGACACACCCAACCCGACCCCCAGUACAGCUGACAGUCGCCUCACAGCUGGGGAGCUGUUACUGACUGAGUUUGGGGACAGACUAUCCAAUCAGGAGCCCCCUUUAAGCUCAAAGGGUGGUCCCUUUCUUCUCCUCUCGUUGGCUCCGGUUGCUUUGAAGCUUGUUCAUCAUGCGUUGAUCCACAGCCUCCGCUGGCUGUGAUGAAACCGUCUCCUCCCAGUUUUUUUCUUUCUAGUUCAGCAGAAGCCACUGCCACACACACACACACACACACACACACACACACACGUUUUCAUAUCUUAGUGAGGACAUCUAAUUGACAUAAUGCUAACCAUCAGAAAUGAAUGCCUAACUGUGACCCUGACACUAAACACCACCUUUAAACUCGGGGACGGGCACUUUGUCCCCAUAAAGGCUGUUGACCUCCACAAGUAUAGUUACAUGCUGGUUUUGUCCUCACAAAGAUGUCUAAACAGGUGUACACACACACACACUUCUGAGAGAUGUUUGCAGUGCAGGCUGAGCUCUGACGGCUCUGGUUCCUCCAAUCAGCGUCUGCGAGUGUUGCUUAGUGACCAAAUGAUGUGCAGCUAUUUUUUAACCUACAUAAAGAAAGUGGCAUGUUUGUUAUUAAUGGAGUCUAACUAAAAAUGAAAUGAUAGAUCCUGAAUGUUGACGAGAACACGGCGGGCGAGUUCAGCUCUUCCGUACGUGUGACGUCAUCACUCUUUGUUAAAUAUAUGUAAUGAAACAUCCACCAGCUGCACUGAAUAUCAGCAUGUUUCACAGCUGUAGGUGGUUAAACCCGCGCGGGCUGGACUCAGGACCGGACGUAACGGUGGUAUACAAAUCAUUUUUAAUGUGUUGGUAAAUCAAGGCCAGCAGGUCUGAAAAGGAGAGGGGAUUUCCUCCCUCCACGAGGUGCAAUCACAAAGUUCUGCAACAAAUAAAAAUCAAACGUGUUUCUGGAUUCGUACGAUGACUACGUACGAUGGUGAUGACUCUGUCUUAAACCACAACUCAGAGACCAAACGCAGCAUCCCUGUCGCUGUGUGCUAGCACAGCGUGCCAGCCGCUGACUGUUGCAUUGAAGAAAAGUUGAUUUGUGUUUGUUUCACAGCUUAGAGCGCCAGAGGCCUGAGGGUCAGACUUCAGAGCAGGACGUCCAAUGAGCAGAGGUGGGCGUGGUUAGACAGCGCCUCGAUGCGGUCACAGGUGGGCGUGGGAACAUAGACCCGGUGAUAACUCGGGAGCUUCACGCUUGCCGACAGGUGCAUCAGGUCCCCUCCACCCGUGUCCGCUGAGAGCCGCCACCUGAGACUCGGACGGGUUUGAUUUUUGUUGUUGGAAAACUUGUGAUUGCAGCUCGUUCACAUCAGCAACACGAGCUCGUCAUUAAAUCAGGACUUUAUGAAGCUGCUGCUCGUCUGCUGUUAGCGUCCAUCAGAGUCUUUUUACUGAUCUUCAGUUUCACAUAGUUUGAACUGAGCUCGCUGGGCUCUGGGAGGUUUCUGACUAAUUUUUGCAAAACAGUCUUUUAUUCUUAAAGCUUUAAGGCCUUCUUCCUUUAAUAAAGUAACAAUAAUAAUAAUAAUUCUAAGCAUGUAAAAACGAGGCGUUCGCGUCUCAGCUCGUUCGUUCCUUCAAGUCCGAGUUCAGUAGCUCCGCCCUGCGUGAGGUUUAAGCUCAGAUCACUCUCACUGCAUCAGUUUUAAAAAGAAAUCACCACCGCCACUUCCUGCAUCACCCGCCAUCACGUCUGCCUCGCUGCUUCCUGUAUCUGUGGAUCAAUAAAAUAAAAGACUGAGGAUAAAACAGAUGGAGAAGUGAGACGUGUCAGAGCGAGCAUCGGUCACUUUAUGAUUUCCUCUUUUCUUUCUUUAACUUUUCUUUUGUCUGGAUGAUUCUGACGCCGUUCACCCAGACGCGCUCUGAUUGGUUUGUGUAGUUAGAAACAGGAAGUGAUUGCUGUGACGACACAUGAUUGUUCCAUGUUUUUCUUUUUUGUACAUUGAAGUGUUUUUUCUGUUUUUCUUGAGUUCUUUAGACUCGCAGGGCGGCUUCAGCGCCCGUCAGCGUCUCUGCUCGUUCACCUGCUGCGUGCGUGAUGUCAGGAUGAUGAUGUCAUAUGUUAUUCUAGCUUUCUUUGAAACACGCUGGUAGUUACGGGUUUGAGUUUCUCUUCUUUGGACUCGUGUUUCUCACCUCACGGCGAGCAGAACGACCUGAAGAAUUACAAUAACCCAAAAAACUAUUUAACAUAUUUUUAUCCUUGUUUUUCUUUGGACUCAUUAUGAGAGUCAGACGCAUGUUGGGAAUUGUACCUCCGGCAGUUUGAGAAAUACGAGCCCAGAGGUCAGAGGUCAGACUCGCUGACGAGCAGCCGCCCUGCUGCUGUACAUACUGAACCACUGAAUGACUUCAUGCUAGUUGCUGUUGUUUUCUUCUGUGGAUGCAGCUGCUGUAACAGAUGAAUGGUGACGUGAGUGAUUAACCAGGAGUUACAAUAAAGAGCAUUUCUAUUUGGAGAAAAAA